GUGACGUCAUCGACAGGACGUGGGGGUGUUCGCAUCUUGAACAGCGUCGCGAACGGAUCCAUCCGUCAUUGAGUUUCAAGCCCCUCCGAGGAGUUUUGUUUCUUCGUGAACUUCGUUUGAGACGCCGUCGCGAUGGUGUGCGGCUUUGACGCUCAGCGCGGCUCCAUCCGCCUCAUGCGCAUCGGCCUGACGCUCAUCGUGCUCGGCAACCUGAGCUUCAUCUUCGGCGCCAUCGUGCACGGCACGGUGCUGCGACAUGUGUCGCGGCCCGGCUCCAGCAUCAACCAGGAGUACAAGGCCGGAAACUUCUCCUCCGUGCUUUCCGGCUUCAUGUGCAUUGCAACAGGCGUGUUUGCCAUCCUUCUCUCCAAGAACCUACAGAGACCUUGCUUUCAAACGGGUCUUUUGGUGACGUCCUCGCUCUGCUGCCUGCUGACGGCGCUGUGCUGGGUGACGCUUGGCCUGGCCGUGGUGCUCACCGUCAAGAGCAACGGCCGCAACCUGGAGCAGGAGUGCAUGGAGCCUCAGGAGGUGGCUCGACACCGCUCGUCGGGGCAGUCUGUCACGCAGAUACCCUGCGCCAGUGACCCCUCCCGCCUCUACGACACCACGAUGGCCCUGUGGUUGAUAGAAGUACUGAUGGCGCUGGUGGAGAUGGGGCUGUCCAUCCGUUGCAUCAUCGUGGCUGUGAUCCUGCGUGGAUGCGGGCCGUGCAUGCACCCCGCGCCCUACGAGAACCACAUGCAAAAGGCGGAUGUUGAGGUGUCGAGUGUCGUGGGCGACGACUCUGACACGGAGAGCGGCGUCAGCAGCAGCGCCAAGGUGAAGUUCAAUCUUCCCGAGGCACAGCCGCCCAUCGAGAACCGGCAGCUCAUCGUGGAGAACGCCGUGUCUGUCUAGAGCAGCGCACCGUGACGUCGCUCCCACGGCGACACCGCUCGCACCACCACAUCACUCUCGCAACGUCACAUCACUCACACCGCCACGUGGCUUACACUGUGACAUCAAUCGCACCGUCACAUAGCUUAUGCUGAUUGUUCGUCGGUGUUCUUUAUUCACUCUCGCUAAUUGGUAACUCGCAACUUGCAUUCACUCACGUUGGUCAUGCACACCACGUAUAUUUGGGUACCACUCACUGGCACAAGCAGUUAACACAGAGCGCUCAUUCCCGCUUACCGUGCAAUCUUAUUUACACCCAUUCGCACACACACACCACCCAUUCACAAAGCUGCCCAUUCAUUUGCACCGCACACUCAAUCAUGCACUACAAACUCGUGAACGCUGAACGCAACGCACAGGGCACGCGUAAUCACACCAUGAGUUCAUGCGGACUGUGCCACGUGUGUGCUCGUGCGCAUGCACCCACACAACCAAACCAGGUGUGUGCGUGUGCACGUGUGUCUCUGUGUUCGUGCGUGGCCUCCUUUUGGCUGCAGAGCGCACAACGCCGACUCACCGUGCUUUCAAAUGAGCGCUGCGAGGGUUCCGCUUGUGUCAACCAAGGGUAAGAGGGAGGGGGGGGGGCGGUGGUGGUGGUUCAGUGACCCACGCUUGCUCCCUCCAGCCGCCUACAUUAAGAUUCACAAACCACUACUGAGUGCCUUCAGAGGCCCGCCAUUCGCGUGCUUCAUAUUUCACGUCUUGUUCGUUUAGUCGACGCGUCACUUUUACAUUAGUACAUUGGGAGCCGCGGGUUCGAUUCCUGGCCGUGAUGCGCCUCAACGUCGAUGGUCAAUUGGCGUCCUGGCCUGGGCCUCCCCUAUGUUGACCCAGCCUUUAAUUGAGUACUAAUGUAAUUCGUGUGGUGAGCAGCAGCAGCAUGGAUGACGUAAGAGCAGUCGGCUGUGCGCGUCAGGCCGCUGCCUUGUGCAUGCUGUGACGGCCUUAAUAGGUGCUCGCUGAUAACGUUUUCCCCAGCGGUCCGUAAUGUCACACGGUAGGUGGGGGCGGGAGGGGGGUACGUGGUGGUGGUGAAAGGGAAAAUUUCCAGUAAUUACAUUGGGGUGGUUGCAGCUGAAUAGCGCACCGUGGGACCUUUAAAUGGAGUCUGCAGGGAGCGGAGGGGUUGGGAAGGAAAAGCUCGAGACUUUAUAUCGGUGGGGGGGAGGGAGAGGCAUUUAGAGAUUAUAAAAUGAGUAACAGUGGGGGGGGGGAGUGUGUAAUUGAGUUUGUGAUGUGGGAAUGGCAGGGCUUUGGUGGGAGAAUCACAGUCAUGCUUCUCGACAACACGGCCGCCAUUAUACAUUCAGUGUUGGUGCGAGGUUAUGAUGAGAUGCUUAAUCAUUUGGGGCUAUGGCGCAAUAGACUUUGUUAUCCUUGAAUGAGUCGUAAUGUUAUUACUCAUCAUCCCAGGUGACUUUCGGUGCGCGUGAUUGGAACUAGAGUUGGGACCGCGUUUGUUUCAGGGUUGGUACCCGAUACUGAAUUUGUGUUUAUAGGGGAAAGCGCGUGCGGGAUUUUGGCCUUUUCCUUGCGGAGAGCGAUGAGGCCUGACCACCUGACCCCCACUGGAGUCGAGAGCUCUAAACUCCAAACUAGAUGUACAAGUUUCAUAUCCAUCAUCAGCAUCGGCCAUGAUCUCUCUGCUGGAUUAAGACCUGAUCCACUCUGUCGCCAUUUCUCGUCCUGCGAUUCCAGUCUCGUUCUAGCACGUGGACGGAGCUGAUUGAUCGGUUUCUGUAGUGAGCGUCCUCCCAUUUGGUCUGAUGUUUUGUCGGGAGUGUCCGUCGGCCAUAAUCCCCCCGAGCUUCGGCGUGUCCUGCCCAAGUCCACAUGCUCAUCUUAUCAAGUCUUGGCUCAUGUCUCCAAUUAUCGUUCGUUCACUUGCCAUUUCUUUUGAGUCGUUACGAACGCGCAUCAUUCCACACAACAACAAGACAAACGCCAAGCGUGUCUCCCUGCUCAAAACAAGCAUUGGGCUGAUGUUCAUUUCCGAGGAAAUUCCACAUGACCAUGGCAGUGGAUGUUUACUGUGGAGAACAACCACUUGUUGAUGUCAACAAAGUGGUACUAAUUUUAUUGACCUUGGAGUGAUGAUGGGCAGUGUGUGAAUCCCGCUACGAGACUAUAUCACACACUCCGCAUAGUUCACGUAAUUGGAAUUUACGCAUGAGAUGAUCCAUCGAUUCAUUAAUAUAAAUUAUUAUGCUCAUGAUAUGCUUCAAAUUGCACGCAUGAGAAUUGAUUGCUUAUAAUGGCUGCAAAUUAAAUGCAUGAGAUACCAAUGUGGCAUUGAUGAUAGUGGAGGGAACAAAACUGUACAAACGAGACCAAAUGAAAUGAGAAACUACAAAUGUGGCGGUGAAAACUCGACCAAAAAGGAAUUGGUUCUUGGGUUGUUUCGCAACCCCGAAUCGUAGCAAUCAAAUCGCAUGCGGUGGGAGGGGGUGGUGGCG
Molecule: messenger RNA, 3395 nt
Organism: Lethenteron reissneri (Far Eastern brook lamprey)
Lineage: Eukaryota; Metazoa; Chordata; Hyperoartia; Petromyzontiformes; Petromyzontidae
Product: keratinocyte-associated protein 3-like
Source: RefSeq, a predicted model, not a curated record